This is a messenger RNA of Epinephelus fuscoguttatus (brown-marbled grouper), 2341 nucleotides long. RefSeq names its product keratin, type II cytoskeletal 8-like. The transcript has 9 exons. The record is from RefSeq and is a predicted model, not a curated record. Gene Ontology annotation, molecular function: structural constituent of skin epidermis. Gene Ontology annotation, biological process: keratinization; intermediate filament organization. Gene Ontology annotation, cellular component: keratin filament. NCBI's taxonomy places the organism in Eukaryota, Metazoa, Chordata, Actinopteri, Perciformes, Serranidae. Bases 65 to 1777 code for a protein of 570 amino acids.
CUCCUUCCCUCAGCAGAGUCUCUCCUCUCACACCACCUCUGUGCUACAGGCUCCCUCUGUGACCAUGUCUGUCAGAGCCAUGAAGACCACCAGCUAUUCUACUGUGUCCUCCUCCAGGGGCCCAUCCCAAGGCUACAGCAGCCGCUCAUUCUCCGGUUACGGUGGCUCUGGUGUGGGCAGUGGCAGGCAGAGCUACGCUGUCCGCAGCUCCUAUGGAGGAGUGGGCAGCAGUGGUGCUGCUGUGGGCGCUGGGGGGUUUAAAGUGGCCGGUGGGUAUAUUGCUGGGGGGUCUGGGCAAAGAGGAGGUGGAGUGGAGUUUGGCUAUAUUGGCUUUGGUGGAGGUAUUGGAGGUGGCGUGGGAGGUGGCAUGGGAGGUGGCAUGGCCAAUGGUAUGGCAGCCCCCAUCACAGCGGUGACCGUGAACAAGAGCCUGCUGGCCCCCCUGAACCUGGAGAUUGACCCCAACAUCCAGGCAGUCCGCACCCAGGAGAAGGAGCAGAUCAAGACCCUGAACAACCGCUUUGCUACCUUCAUUGACAAGGUACGCUUCCUAGAACAGCAGAACAAAAUGCUCGAGACAAAGUGGAAACUUGUGCAGGAACAGACCACGUCUCGCUCCAACAUUGAUGCCAUGUUCGAAGCCUACAUUGCCAACCUCCGCAAACAGCUAGACAACUUGGGGCACGAAAAAGUCAAACUUGAGUCUGACCUGCAUCACAUGACGGGCCUGGUUGAGGACUUCAAGAACAAGUAUGAGGAUGAGAUCAACAAGCGCAAUGAAUGUGAAAACAACUUUGUCCUCCUGAAGAAGGACACCGACGCAGCCUACAUGAUCAAAGUGGAGCUGGAAGCCAAACUGGAUGGGCUCUCUGACGAGAUUGAGUUCCUGAAGCAGAUCUAUGAUGCAGAAAUCCAUGAGCUGCAGAGCCAGGUCAAGGACACAUCCGUUGUGGUUGAGAUGGACAACAGCCGCAACCUUGACAUGGACGCCAUCGUCGCUGAAGUGCGAGCCCAGUAUGAGGACAUUGCCAACCGUAGCAGAGCCGAAGCUGAGUCAUGGUACAAGACUAAGUAUGCAGAGAUGCAGCAGUCCGCAGGCAGAUACGGUGACGACCUGAAGUCAACCAAGGCUGAGAUCGCUGAGAUGAACCGCAGGAUAAUGAGGCUUCAGUCUGAAAUUGACAUGGUUAAAGCACAGAGAAACAGUCUGGAAACUCAGAUCGCAGAGGCUGAGGAGCGCGGUGAGAUGGCUGUGAAAGAUGCUAAACUCCGCAUCAGAGACCUAGAGGAAGCUCUCCAGAGAGCCAAGCAGGAUAUGGCCCUUCAAGUCCGCCAGUACCAGGAACUGAUGAAUGUGAAGCUGGCUCUGGACAUUGAGAUCGCCACCUACAGGAAACUGCUGGAAGGAGAGGAGUACAGGUUAGCAACUGGAAUCAAGACCAGCAUUUCCAAACAGACUUCUGUGAACUACAACGCCUACGGCCUGGAGAGCUCCAGAACCCCAUCCUACGUCAGCUGCUCCUUCGGUGGAGUCAAGGCCAGCGGCAAUGCUAUUGCUGAUAUCGAGGGGGCAUCAGUGAAGAGCACCACAGUCACCAAGACAGAAACCGUGGUGAUCAAGACCGAGGACAAGACAGUGGAGGAGAAGGAGGAGGUGCAGGAAGAGCAGGAAGAGCAAAAGGAGGAGGAAGUACAGAUAGCAGCUGAGGAGGAGGCUGCUGUGGAGAAAACGGAGGAGCAGGAGGAGGCUGAGCCUGAGCCUGAGGCUGCGGAGUGAUGUGUUUGUUACUGUCUUGUCAUGUUGAUGAUCUUGGUCUUGGAAGUUAAGAAAAAGCACACCUACUCUGCUUUAUUAUCCAGUUCUUUAACGAUUCAUUCACCAAAGUGCCUUCACCAAAUAGUGUUUCUGCUGUAAGAGGUGUAAACAACUAUCCUACAGAUUUUUUUAAUGAAGAGGUGCUAAUGGAUGAGUCUUUGUUCAGGUUUCUGAAACUUUGCUGUCAACUGUAGUCUGAGUCACUGCCUGUGGUUCAGUGAUCACUGCACCACACUUGUUUAUCCAGUGGGUGGCACUGUUGUACGUGUUUUCCUCUGCUGUUCUAUCUUGUCCUGCACUGCUGCCACAUCAAGUGUAAAAGCAAACUGCUGAUAGGAGUAAUUUGGGAAAAAUAAAACAUCUCCAUGUUGAUCUCCUCAUGCUGAACCUGCUGUACCUGAACAGAUUACUAAGAUUAAAAUCUGCCACAAAAGUCUUCACGACUUCUGCUCAGAGAAAACCUUUUUCGGUGUGCUACCUUUGGCAACACCUGGAGUUCUGUUUGCGCGACAAUAAAUCUUCUUC